CACACACACACACACACGUUUAUAAUACGUCACACGUUGUGACGUCGACCGACGCCUCAACCUCACUUCCGGGAUCCAACAGUGACCAAGUUUGUCAACAAACCUCAGCUGGCUCGGCGUUAAUAUGGCCGAACUCAACAGGCAACUUCAAGAAUACCUGGCCCAGUCCAAAAAUGGCUCCAAGACCGUCUCCCAGUCCGGCUCCAGCACGGCCAUAGACAUGGACGAGACGGACUCGGUAUCCGGGAGCUGGUUCGGGAAGUGGUCGAGUCCCUUCGCGGGCGGUCGGGGGACCUCAACGGGAGCCCAGAGCUCAGGCGGCGGGUUCUCCUGGCCCUGGUCCACGGAACCCGACCCUUGCUUGCCGGGGAUGAGUCGCAAACAGCGCAUUGUCGGUGCCGGCGUGUGCAUCUCCUUCUCGGCACUGUGCUUCGGACUCUCGGCCCUGUACGCGCCGCUGCUGCUCCUCUACGCGCGGAAGUUCGCCCUCCUGUGGUCUCUCGGCUCGCUGUUCGCCAUCCUAGGGGCCGCCCUCCUGCGGGGACCCAGCAAGUUGUUCGGCUUCCCGACCCCCGGCGCGGCCGUGUACCUGUGCAGCCUUGGCGGCACGCUGUACGCCGCCCUCGGCCUCCACAGCACCGUGCUCACCGCCCUGGGCGCCGUGCUCCAGGUCGCGGUCCUCGCCGGGUACGUGGUGUCUCUGCUACCCGGCGGCAGCGCAGGCAUCCGCUUCUUGGGAGGCAUGGCGGCGUCUGCCAUUAAAAGGACCGUCACUGGGAAAACGAUGCCUAUUUGAGGGCUUGUUUUGUGGAUACAUGGACUGGACUUGAAGUGCCUGCGGCCCGGACUAGACGGGUACACCGCGCUGCAGCCAGUGUUGCCAGAUUGGGCGGAAAAUCGGGCCCAAUCUGGCAACACUGCGUUCAGAAGGGUCCCUUCGUUGGGGGAACCCGAUGACCAACGCUACAGACCGACUGUUGAUUCCAUUUUGAAUACGUGAACUUGUUUAUUUUUGUCUCUCGGGUGUGAUUUUAACCAAUAAAACGUGAAUAGCCCCGA
Gadus macrocephalus (Pacific cod) is the source of this 1059-nucleotide messenger RNA. It is a transcript of the gene sft2d3, whose product is annotated as SFT2 domain containing 3. The coding region runs from base 125 to 796 and encodes 223 amino acids. The record is from RefSeq and is a predicted model, not a curated record. Gene Ontology annotation, cellular component: membrane. Gene Ontology annotation, biological process: vesicle-mediated transport. The transcript has a single exon. NCBI's taxonomy places the organism in Eukaryota, Metazoa, Chordata, Actinopteri, Gadiformes, Gadidae.